Molecule: messenger RNA, 420 nt
Organism: Pristis pectinata (smalltooth sawfish)
Lineage: Eukaryota; Metazoa; Chordata; Chondrichthyes; Rhinopristiformes; Pristidae
Exons: 1
Coding region: 1-420 (139 amino acids)
Source: RefSeq, a predicted model, not a curated record
AUGGGAGGGGCGGGGCCACGUCCAGGAGACGGGCAGAAGGGCGGGACCUCAGGGAAGGGGCAGGGCAAUGGGGGGGCGGGGCCACUGGGCCAGGAGGCGGGGCAAUGGGAGGGGCGGGGCCACGUCCAGGAGACGGGCAGAAGGGGCGGGACCUCAGGGAAGGGGCAGGGCAAUGGGGGGGCGGGGCCACUGGGCCAGGAGGCGGGGCAAUGGGAGGGGCGGGGCCACGUCCAGGAGACGGGCAGAAGGGGCGGGACCUCAGGGAAGGGGCAGGGCAAUGGGGGGGCGGGGCCACUGGGCCAGGAGGCGGGGCAAUGGGAGGGGCGGGGCCACGUCCAGGAGAUGGGCAGAAGGGGCGGGACCUCAGGGAAGGGGCAGGGCAAUGGGGGGGCGGGGCCAUUGGGCCAGGAGGCGGGGUAA